GCAUUACAGAACGCUGUCGCCCGUAUGUCACUCUACUUAUUUCUGACACUCGUCAGGGCCAUGCGCAGUCUUCACGCCCAAGAAUAAUCUGAAGUUUUAUAUGAAUUUUUUUUUCUCCUUUACAAUCAUACAACAGUAAUAUUUUGUUUGCCUUGUGUCAGUCGUGAUUCACACAAGUGAAUUUUGUCUGAUUUGUUUGAAACCCAUUAACAGUAUUGGAGCAUGAUCAUAGAUUUGGUUUACAUAGAAAACUACUAAUCAUCGACACGACACUCACUUUUCCAACAGCGAUACGAAUGGGUUAUGUUAUUGUAUAACACGAAUGGUGAGAAAUUAUUACGAUCAAAAUGGGUCAGACCUUAGAAGAUGCGCUGAUCGCAGCUCGAAGAGCCGUGCAAUUUGACAGCAGUCAGCAGUACAAACAAGCCCUGUACUAUUAUGACUUGGCAACGAAAAGACUCGCCACCCUACCCCAUGACGCAAAGCUAACAUCAAAACUCACUGAAUACCAGGAUAGAAUAUCGACAUUAAAAACACUACUCGCUGAUCAAGACAGGAGAUUGCAUUCAAAUGUUGGAACGAAUCAAGCAGAUCUGCAAAGGUGUAACUUCCUAUUUAGCCAAGCACUGGAUGCUGACGAAGCCGGCUGUAAAGAUAUUGCCAUUAAGUUGUAUACAGACGCAGUUGAACUCGGACUAAGUGCUAACCCUGCUGACCCGGAGCGAAAACAAAAAUUGACGAACCUUGCUCGGCUUGCCCUUGACAGAGCGGAAGCAUUGAAAGGAAAAACUGCACCGACAUCUUCGCCUAUUAAAAAUUCAACAGAUGCUUUGCCCAAGUUACCUACCGUUCCCGAAACAAGCCCCAGUCCAACCAUUUCAGUCAAAGCCACACCGUCAACUUCUGACAAACCACAGAGGCCACCUCUUCACCGAGGCAGUAGCGCGCACCUCACGGUUACCGGAGGAAGCAGUACUUAUACAGAAGAAGAAAAGAGAGUGCUGUUGCAUACAUCACACAUAAAUAACAAUAAAUUUGUGCCUUUCAUGAGCGUCGAUCUGAGCGAAAAAUUCCAGUAUGCUAUUCCAUUCACAGACAAAGAUGGACUGCUUGAACUUGAUCCAAAACAAAAACCAGAUUUUUCACGAUGGGCUCGACCCGACGAGCUCUUCCCUGAGCCCAAGAUGGUUGCGGGACCACAUGUUGAUUAUUUUAGUAUAAAACAAACUGUAGUUUCUGAUUGCUCUUUUGUAGCAUCAUUGGCUGUGAGUGCUCAGUAUGAAAAAAAGUUUCGGAAAAGGCUUGUUACAUCUAUUAUUUAUCCCCAGAAUCGAAGCAAGGAACCUAUAUACAAUCCUUUUGGUAAAUAUAUGGUGAAACUACACAUAAAUGGCAUACCGCGUAAAGUUAUAAUAGAUGAUCAGCUACCAGUGAGUCGAUACAAUCAGCUGCUUUGUUCGUAUUCCAACAAUCGUGGAGAACUGUGGAUAUCGUUACUAGAAAAAGCUUACAUGAAAGUAAUGGGUGGAUAUGACUUUCCUGGAUCAAACAGCAAUAUUGAUUUACAUGCCUUAACUGGUUGGAUACCAGAACGAUGGGCCAUUAGACCUAAUGACCCAGAUUUCAACAGGGAUCGUCUCUUUGACACAUUGCUUGUUAGAAUGCGCCAAGGAGAUGUACUCGUCACUGUUGCGACUGGUGAAUUGUCAGAUGUUGAUGCUGAGAGAACUGGUCUGGUACCAACUCAUGCAUACGCAGUUUUAGACGUAAAAAACGUAGAGGGGGUGCGGCUUCUUCAGUUAAAGAAUCCUUGGUCCCACUUGCGUUGGCGUGGCAAUUACUCAGAGCUCGACACGAAGCAUUGGACGACACAGCUGAGGCAGGCUUUGGACUACGACCCUGAUUCAGCCUCCGAAUUUGACAAUGGAAUAUUUUGGAUUGAUUACGACAGUAUUUGCAGAUUUUUUGACGUCUUCUACCUAAACUGGAACCCAGGGUUAUUCAAAUUCACGUAUUGCAUUCAUCAAAUGUGGACAGCAGGCAUAGGGCCAACCAAAGACGCUUAUAACAUUGGAGACAAUCCUCAGUUUAGCCUCGAAGUAACUCCCGGAGCUACCGGAGCCAUAUGGAUCCUGCUUACAAGACAUAUUACAGACAUAGCCGACUUCCGACAAAACCAGGAAUACAUUACAGUUCUGGUGUACCGAAACGAUGGCAAACGAGUGUUUUACCCGCAUGAUCCUCCGCCUUAUAUUGACGGCAUCCGAAUAAACAGCCCCCACUACCUGUGCAAAUUAAAACUGGGACCAAGUAGCGAGUCACGUUACACUCUAGUCAUAUCCCAAUACGAGAAAACCAAUACUAUUUAUUACACCUUGCGGAGUUACGGAACGUGUCCAUUCACACUUCGCAAGAUCGCCGAGCCGUACAAGUUCGAAAAAGAGAUAACAGAUGGCCAGUGGUCUGGUAUCAAUGCAGGUGGAUGCGGUAAUCACCCUGCAACGUACCAAAACAAUCCACGUUAUCAAUUGUUGUUGCAAAGUUCCAAUAACAACAAUAACUUGCGCAUAAUACUGAAAGGGCCUAAGCAGUAUCAAAUUGGCUUUGAGAUUAUCACGGUUAUUUUAAAUGACCCCGAAUGUCCAACUGCGUUCAGAUCAAAAAGCUCCGGAAGCUUUAGAUCUGGUUUCGUUGUCUUGGAAUUGGAAGACGUGCCUGCAGGUACAUACAACAUUAUUCCAUCCACAUUCCUUCCUGGUCAAGAAGGUCCGUUUUUCCUUACCUGUAAGGCCUCGUGCAAUAUUCAACUUAGUCGGAUUCAGUAAUGGAUAUUUUAUACGGUUCUUAUUGGUCAAAAUGGGUGGCCAAAAGCCUCUAGAACAGUAAAACAAUUUGCACAAAACAAGUAUUUCUAUUAACAAUACACAGAUGAAAUUCGAGAAAAAAAUUUUAUCAGUGAUCAGUGAUUUUACUAUGUAAAGUUUUUAAAAAUCAAACUUUUAUGCACAAACUGCAUAAUCAUAAUCAGCCAUGUGCCAGCGAUUACCGAAAACAAAUUUGAAUUUUUUUAAACAUCAUGUAUAUGCAAUACCGCUAUUUUUGCCCAUUGUUGUAUUUAUCACAGUUUUUUAUUAAUAAUUGUAAUAAAGCAUCUAAGUAUAUAUACUGUUUAAAAAAAGUUAUCUUUUACUUGAUUUCUUGCCCAGCG
This is a messenger RNA of Neodiprion fabricii, 3208 nucleotides long. Its product is annotated as calpain-7-like. The record is from RefSeq and is a predicted model, not a curated record. Gene Ontology annotation, biological process: proteolysis. Gene Ontology annotation, molecular function: calcium-dependent cysteine-type endopeptidase activity. NCBI's taxonomy places the organism in Eukaryota, Metazoa, Arthropoda, Insecta, Hymenoptera, Diprionidae. Bases 348 to 2825 code for a protein of 825 amino acids. The transcript has 12 exons.